Molecule: messenger RNA, 4892 nt
Organism: Scatophagus argus
Lineage: Eukaryota; Metazoa; Chordata; Actinopteri; Scatophagidae
Gene: fanca
Product: Fanconi anemia group A protein
Exons: 42
Coding region: 205-4560 (1451 amino acids)
Biological process (GO): interstrand cross-link repair
Cellular component (GO): Fanconi anaemia nuclear complex
Source: RefSeq, a predicted model, not a curated record
UAGCACGAACCAAUGAAAGAGAAGAGCGCGAGGGAAAAACAUGGAGGCUAAACUGACCCAAAAUAGUUCCGCUGCAGUUGGAAAAAGCAAACUAGGGAAUUAAUGUUGUCAUUUAGUGCGAUUACGUUUCAGAAACACUGUUCAUGUAUUAAUUUUAAAAGUCUCAUUUGCUUAAACAACGAAUGUUAAACAUUUAGCCGUGAAAUGUCACUGAGUGCAUCGUGUGAAUCCGUCUCUCAGAAAAGGACGCUAUCGAACCUCCUCGCUGGUCGUGUGGUGAAGAGGCCGAAGCAGGAAGAUGGUCAGCGGCUGCAGAAGGCGACGUUACAGCUGUUGGAGCAGCAGCAGAACCUCUGCAGUCUGCUCAGGGAGGUCGGGAAUCCAGAUUUGUGCAACAUUUUUCACACUCCGAAUGGAGAGGAGAAACAGGCAGGGUCUGAAGGCAUCUCAUCUGCCAUUGCAGGCUCACUUGUGGUGUGUGAGCUGAGGCGUCAGGCCUCGCAGCUGGGUGUCCCAGUGGCAGUGCUGGCAGUGAAGAUGGUGCUGGAGAGACUGAUGGAGAUCACUGGACCUGAGGAAAUGAAGGAUGAAGAUGACAAGAGGAGAGAGCUGCUCCCUUUCGCUCAGCGAGUCCAGCUGUGUGUUCUGCUCGAGUCCAGCAGAGAACUGUUAUCACAGGGAGCUUUCUGCCCUAAAUUGUUCUGGCAGGAGUUCAGACGAGAUCAGAGGAUACCCAAGCUGGAGGUGGUGUACCAUCUUCACUUUUAUAAUAUCCUCACUCUGAAAUACAUUUUAGAGAGUGAUGAAGGAGUUAGGUUGUGGUUGGUGUCUCAGCUGAAGGCUCUGUGCAGCUGGACACCUCCACAAGGAGAAGACGAGACCAGACAAGUUCAACAGAAAGUGUUGACAACUGUGGUUGGAGUCUUGGUGGGAACUGGCUUUGAGCUGAGCGUUGAGUCAGCAGCUACAGACAAGAGGAUCUCCCUGCUCUGCUGCUCAGUGCUGGACGACAUGCUCUUCUGGUUUCUGGACACUGUGGAAAAGAGCCUGACGCUGCAGAGUGCUGGAGCAGGAGUCGAGCUAUGGAUACAGAUCUUUGAUGCUUCUUUGUGUGGAGUGUCAGCGUCAGCAGACACCCUUCAGUGUUUCUUCACACACUCCCUCACACAGACCCUCACGUACAAGCCUCGACUAACAGUUUCAGAUGCCAUCGCUCAGCAGAACGAGUGGACCUUUGCAAAAUCCAGCCGACUGAUGACCUCUCUUUUCCGUAAGCUGGCUGUGAUAUUCAGUGUGGAGCAGCUGCUGUCUCACCUGCAGCAGGUUUUGGAAACCCAUGAGGUUAACUGGAAACACGUCCUGUGCUUCCUGUCCACUCUGCUGGUUUACAAUCCAUGUGCCCAGUCCAGCCUCAAAGAGCUGCUGGCCAGACUGCUGACUUCUGCAUUUGAAGGCUACGACCUGGAGAACGUGAUAACUGCAUUCCUAUUGGCUCGACAGGGUGCGCUGGAGGGACCCGGCAUCUUCCCUUCCUACAGCGACUGGUUCAAGAUGUCUUUCUGUGGAAGCAGCGGCUACCAUGCAGCCAGUAAGAAAUCUCUGGUGUUUCUGCUGAAGUUCCUCUCAGACCUGGUGCCUUUUGAACCCUCACAGUACCUCAAGGUUCACAUCCUGCACCCUCCAUACGUCCCUGUGAAACACCGCAGCCUCUUGAUGGAGUACGUCUCUCUGGCCAAGACCAGACUGGCAGAUCUCAAGGAGUCGGUGGAGGACAUGGCCUUAUAUGAAGACGUUUCUGGUGCAGGUGGAGCAUCAGUGCAGUGCCAGGCUGUCCAGGAUGUGGAGAAGGCAGUGUCUCUGUUUGAGAGCACAGGAAGAAUCCCUGCCACAGUCAUGGAGGCCAGUAUUUUCCGGCGGCCGUAUUUCAUAACACGAUUCCUCCCCGCUCUGCUGACAGCGAGAGUGCUGCCCGUGAAAGCAGAUCCUCGGAUGAAUUUCAUAGAAGCUCUGAAAAAAGCAGAUAAGAUCCCUGCUGCACAGUAUUCAGCUUAUGUGGAAUCCUGCCAGAAACAGAGGCAGCAGGAUUGCAGCUUAGUGUGUUUGACCACUAGUGAUGAUCCUUUGGAGGUCCUGAAGAUUCAUCUGCAGGAAUUCACAGAGCUGCUUGUCAAGGGAAAUGACGGAGAGAUGUCAGCCCAGCUGUCCAGGAUCUCACACACUUUGAGUGUCGUCUUUCCUGGUCGUCCUGAUGAGCCGACUGGACGGGCAGUAAUCACGCUUGACAUAAGCACUCCUCCAUCCUCUGAGCUCCACUUCAAAGUCGUCAACAUGAUCCUGAGAAGCUUUUGCCAGUGCAUGUUAGAUGCUUCCCGAGCUAACCCUCCUAACAAGCAAAACCUGUGGGCCUCCAGGUUUGUCAGCGUGCUGCUCGGGAACACAGAGCUCCUCUCCAGCCUUAUACACAGACUCUGGGACCUGUUUCAUAACCAGGGAUCGUCAUUGAGCGGCGCCCACUUACUCGGUCUGACAGCGUUUGUGGUCCACCUCCACGCCUCCAUGUCGCACAGUCCCUUAGUUCAGCUGGUCCCACCCGUUCUGCUUCAGCCGGUACCUGUUGGAGAAGCUCUCAGCUCUGCGCUGGUCUGCAGCACACACACCAACAUGGUCUUCUGUGUCAGGUUGUGUGUGGCAGCUGUGUGUUAUGGGCUGUGCAGAGGGGACUCACUUCCUCAGCAAGAACAGCAGGACUACAUCCUCAACAGCCUCUACAAGAAGCUUCUGUACCUCAUCCCAAGACUGUUGCCUGAAGCCAGAAGAGCUCCCAUCUCUGCUGGUGGUCCAGUUGCUGAAUACCAGGAGGAGAGCCUGCCCGGCCUGUGGAGCAGCGCCACAGACGCCGGCAGCACCUGGAGGAAGACCGCUUGGUGUCUGUGGAGACACCCUGCGUUCCGUCUGCUGGGAGACAUACCACAGUAUCAGCUGCUGCUCUCAGAAUGGCUCGCUAAUGAGCUCAGAGUACACAGAAGUGAAGACGCCCUGUCAGACCCAGAACGUCAGGAGUACCAGCAGUGGGCCUGCCUCGAACUCUACCUGCCUCGACCAGAGGAGCAGGGAGGCUGUGGAGGAGACAUGAAGAAGCUCUGCUCUCAUUUGCUUAAUGCUGUCAUGGAUCAGCAUUUAAGCAAUCAGACCCUGGGAAAACUAGACAACAGAGUGUCAGAAACUGGGACCUGUCUGCCAGACAUCCUGUCCAGAGUACAGGAACUUGUCUAUGAGAUGGAAGUGACCGACCUGUCUGGCAGAAGCAGAGCUGAUGUGCAUGACUUCCUGUUUGAUUUGGUGUCUGAGAGAUGCUUGUCCACAGUGACGUCAGCUUCACCAAGCAUCAGCACCAAGCUGAGCCUGCAACACACUGUGAACACAUGGAACAGAGUACUGCUGGCUCUCCCAGCGGUGUUAUUCAUUAAGGUAAAGACUGAAGGAGGAAGGACGAGUCUGGAGUGUAACCAGCUUAUAGAACAUGUCAACCAGCAUCAGAGGAACGUGUGCUCCCCAGCUGGCUUGCUGUCCUGCCAUCUAACAGCACACUUCCUGAGAGGCAUGUUAUCUGCCAGUGUACGUUGUGGACGUUCAGCAGAAGAAGUCAACAAAGCCUGGUCUCAGAUCAGUUUACGCUGUCCUCUGCUCCUGGUCUCCACAGUGCACUGGUGGGAGCAUCUGUCUCCAAUGCUGUUGUCCCUGUGGCGUCGUCUAUGUGAUGUGGAGCCUGUGCCAGAGCAGCUGCAGCUCCUCAUUGGCUGUCAGAACUGGGCCUGCAGUUUAGAGGAGGGCCCUUUGUCAUCGCCGGUGCCUGCAGCCACGGCUCUGCUGCUGGCUGCCAGCCUGCACCGAGCCUGCCGAUGCCGUGGGUGCGACAGCUUCAGUGCUGCUCUGAAAAUGCUGCAACCAGAGAUGGACAUACAGCACAGACAGGUGCUAGUUUUUCUGCUUUUCCUGUGUGUAAACGACUAUCUGUCAGCACUCCUGUAUCCUCAGGGGAAGUGCCAUCACAGAGCCAGGACUUUAUGCACAGACCUCCUGCUCGUCUUGGUGGACUUCCCUGACUGGCUGCUCAUCUUUAAGUCAAACACUCUAGAGCGAGGUGUUUACCAGUCGAUUACAAUGGUGACAUCAGAUGAGUUUACUCGACUGAUGCCUUGGGCUUUUUACAGCCUGCUGCUCCAGCUGAGUGCCGACCUCCAACAGAGAGCUGUGUGUUGUCCAGGGUUCCUCCAUACUGCUGUCCUCUGCUACAUCAGUCUGCUGCAGCUUUUCCUGGAUGGACACACACUUAGACCAACCAGUGAACGCACUGACAGUCAGAUGGAGCCUUUUCAGAUUCUGAGCGAUGCCAAGCAAUUUCUUCUGAGAGAGAUCUCGCAGUCGUCUCCAGCGGCUUUGUCCCCCGGCCAACUCAGACAGCUGGAGUCCCAGUGUGCAGACCUGGACCCAGAGGUGGCAGCAGCUCUUUCUGUGCACCUUGAUUCUCACAGCCUCAGCCCAGAGAUGGACUUCCUCUGAACAGCUGCAAACUGACAAUGAGGUGGAGAAACUGAAGUGAACUGGUUUCACGGUCUGAGUAACGGUAACUUAAUAUACAGCCGUUACUUCAUUUGUUCUGAUGUAACACAAACUCAUACCUGUAGUGCCAUUUAUCAAAAUCACUUCACUGUUCAUAUUUUACGUAAAGUUUAAAAAACUUUAGACACUCAGCUUUGUAAAAAAAAAAAAAAAAAAGUCUACAUUUUAUUGACAUGUCUUUUUGUACAUAUUGCACAAAGGACUUUAUUAUACACAUGUACAUCUGAAGCCCUUUUCACUGUUUACAAUACAGAGAUACACUCUUAAACAGA